AUGAACAUCUGCCACACCACCGUGAGCAUGCCGAAAGACCGGAGCGCAGAAAAUGGAAGCCUCACGAUUCAGAGCACCAGUGGGUCUACCAGGCCACCCGGAUCUGGCGAGCUCGUCUCCAACCCGAAUGGCGGCAGCCUCACCACGCUUCGGGAAGCUUGCGUCGGGGCCAAUGUGCCUGAUGUGUCCAACGCCAUGGGCGGACCUAUGCCCCCACCCUCGUUCGUCGUGGCCGACGAGGCGGGCGUCGUCGCCGACUGGCCGCCCCCCGGGUUCGCCGCCGUCGAUGACGUCACGGCGUUGCUGUGGCUCUUGGGAUUCAUGAAGACUAUCGUGACCACAAAUCUCGAUAUUCCACAACUCCGCAUCGCCCGCCUCGCAAUCCGCACUCAAGCUCCUCAAGGCUGCCCUCUCGUCCCCGUACCCCCCAGGCGCGAACCCUCCCGCGCGCCCCUCAACUUCGACCUCGAGGUCGUCGAGCACCAGCCGCCCACCCCCGACCAGCUCCGGACGAUCCUCUCUUACCUCCCCGCCGCGCCUGGCCUCUCCGCGCUCCUCUCUGCGCACCCGACGGUGGACUCGACCCCGGCGACGGAGCAGGGCGUGUCGGAGCUCGCGGAGCGGAACCCGAACGCGCUCAAGUGGCCGAUCGUCGUGGACUGGCAUGCGGGGCGCGCGGCGGUGGGCGACGUGGAUGCGGUCAAGGCGUUGCUCGAGGAGCUUAGGAAGAAGCGCGACGGGGAGGCGUGA
Epithele typhae is the source of this 750-nucleotide messenger RNA. RefSeq lists its product as uncharacterized. The coding region runs from base 1 to 750 and encodes 249 amino acids. Gene Ontology annotation, molecular function: oxidoreductase activity. Lineage: Eukaryota; Fungi; Basidiomycota; Agaricomycetes; Polyporales; Epitheliaceae. Gene Ontology annotation, cellular component: mitochondrion. The record is from RefSeq and is a predicted model, not a curated record. The transcript is spliced from 4 exons.